AUGCAAAAGUCUUCAACCCGCCAUCUAAUAAGAAGGUCUCUACCCAAAUGGAUUCUUCUCGAUACUGUUGCAUGUGCACUUGCGAUAACGACUGAGGAUGAGCGCUUACUUUCCUUGCGACAUCCGGUCCAUCUGUUGCCAAGUGACUUUUGUAUUCAAUGUGGGUCCUUUGAUCAGAUCCAACCGUUCACAUUCAAGCCCAUACCAAUCGAGGGUUUAUUCGAGCACCUACCUCCUCCAUCAGUUACGAAAAGCGAACGGUCGUGCUGCAUCGGUGAAUACAUUUCCGAGGCUGGCGAAUCGUCCGGCACCCUGCAUCGAUAUCAAAAUUGUAGUCGAGUGGUUGCACGACGUGAUGAGAAUGUGUUUGAGAAGGAGAGAAGGAACGUCGAAAUUCUGAAGAUCCGAUUCGGAGAAGCUACGCUGCAAGUGUGUGAGGUCAUGCUGAAGGACAUGACAGAUUGGAAGAGAAUUGAUGGGCAUGUCCAAUCUCAGAAAGCUUCAAACGUACAUCCGACAAUUAACAUUUUUGGCCUGCGCUUGAAUCAAGUGACAUGGUCAUGUCAGGACAGUUCCAGCGACUGCAGGACCUAUAUGCGCAAGAAUUCAGUAUUUUAA
Laccaria bicolor S238N-H82 is the source of this 618-nucleotide messenger RNA. RefSeq lists its product as uncharacterized. NCBI's taxonomy places the organism in Eukaryota, Fungi, Basidiomycota, Agaricomycetes, Agaricales, Hydnangiaceae. The coding region runs from base 1 to 618 and encodes 205 amino acids. The record is from RefSeq and is a predicted model, not a curated record. The transcript is spliced from 6 exons. Gene Ontology annotation, cellular component: anaphase-promoting complex.